ACAGGCCCGGAAAUAUUUAUUUCAAUCUGAAAUGCAAUAUGGUUAAAGUGAGAGCAUUCCUGUUAAUAGUUUGCUUUGUUUGGAUUCUAUUGGAUGAAAGUCAUGGCGAAAUUCAAAUAUAUAAUCGAGAUGCCGAUGGAGAUGGUCCCAGGAAUAUUUCGGUGAAUAUUCAUGACUCUAACGCGGGAAACAUUUGUAUUGAUUGCCAAAAUCAAAUACAAGUGGAUGCUGGACUGAUGAAUGUAGAUUCUAUGGCAAACUACGCUGAUAUUCGGCGUUAUCUGGGUCCAAAUUUUCCACCUUUCAUUUAUAUACAGUCUAGUUCCAACCAAAGACCAAGUCCAACUACAACUACAACUCUAGCUCCGACAACAACAACAACAACUACUACUACAACAACUACGACUGAAGCUCCUAUCAGAUAUAUUAUUACGACCAAGGCUCCAAAUUUGCUUGGUUGUAUUGAGGAUUGUCCCUAAAUAUUGCUUGAAAUAUACAUAUUGAAGUAUACGUAUUGAAU
This is a messenger RNA of Drosophila innubila, 520 nucleotides long. RefSeq lists its product as uncharacterized. The record is from RefSeq and is a predicted model, not a curated record. The transcript has 2 exons. NCBI's taxonomy places the organism in Eukaryota, Metazoa, Arthropoda, Insecta, Diptera, Drosophilidae. Bases 39 to 479 code for a protein of 146 amino acids.